This is a messenger RNA of Marasmius oreades (fairy-ring Marasmius), 1721 nucleotides long. RefSeq lists its product as uncharacterized. NCBI's taxonomy places the organism in Eukaryota, Fungi, Basidiomycota, Agaricomycetes, Agaricales, Marasmiaceae. The transcript has 8 exons. The record is from RefSeq and is a predicted model, not a curated record. The coding region runs from base 213 to 1721 and encodes 502 amino acids. Gene Ontology annotation, molecular function: iron ion binding; monooxygenase activity; heme binding.
CACAGGUUGGAUACCACCGGCAACGAUUUCAUGAGGUCAAGUCUGGACCUGGACUCAACUCUACGGUAGGACGAUGGCGAGAAAGGCUGCGCAGUUCCCUCCACUCCUUUUCCCGAAUGACUUGAUGGGACUGGAGUUAAUUGAAUCAUUUAGUUGAUUAUUCGGGUAUAAAUGGGAGGAGCUAAGGCGGAGACGAUCUUGGACACCUAACGAUGGGCAGCAUUAGCACUCUCAACACGGUUAUACUUCUCGUCUUCCUCUAUGUGACAGCCAGGAGUUUGGGUAGAAAAAGUCUGGAUCGAUUUCCUGGGCCGUUUCUUGCCAGGUGGACGACACUCUAUAGAAUGUAUUACGACCUGGUAAAGAGAGGAGAAUGGGUGGAGCACAUUCGAAAACUUCAUAUCAUCUAUGGUCCUAUAGUCCGUGUCGGACCCAACGAGCUUCACUUUAGCAACCCAGAAGCAUAUAAUGAAAUUUACGCCGUCGGGUCUAAGUUUUCAAAGGACGAGGCCACCUACAAACCAAUUCUAGGGCGUGGCCAUGUUUUCGCCAUAAUCGAUCCUCACGAAGCUAUGACAAGGAGAGCUAUGGUGUUGCCGUACUUUUCACGUCGUUCAACGCUGGACCGGGAACGUGUGCUUAAACAGAAGGUCGAUGAAUUUGUCGAUAUGCUAGUCAACAACCACGGCGGAGGCCAGUCACCCCUAAACUUGCAAGAAACAUUACGCUCAUUUGUAGGUGGACUCGUCCCAUCUUUCUGUUUUCCCGAUGUGGACCAAUAUGCGGAGUUGGCUUCGUCUGGGCUGGUUUCGAAAGUAACAGAAGUCCCGUCCGGAAUGUUCCCUUGGAUGUUCGUGAAGAAUUUGCCUGUCGCAGUGAACCAGGUGCUGCAGCACUUGGCCGACACUAGCAAGGUGCUGGUAGCAUCAGGUGAAUACUCACGGGUCAAGGAGCUGCAGGCGUACGGGAUCUUGAUCGACGAUGCUCUGGACUCCCCACUUUCCGACGUUGAUGAAGGAAACGAAAACCUUUGCCACCCGUUAUUGAAACGAUCUAUCAAUAAUCGUCCCGAACCCGCUCGGAAUUGGCUACUUUCCGAAUCUCUCAACGUCAAAUACGCUGGAAUUGACACAACACCAAACGCUGCCUUUGUAACAAUACGCGGUGCUUUAGCGGACGAAUCUAUUCGCAAGCAACUCAUUCAGGAGUUGACUGAUGUAUGGCCUGACUUGGGUGGUAUGGCACCCGGUGUAUUAGUAUUGGAGAAACUUCCCUACCUUACAGCUGUAAUCAAAGAGGGUAUAAGGCUUUCCAUUGGAAUAGUUUCACCCAUGAACAGAAUCGUUGGACCUGAAGAUACUAUGAUUUCUGGUGUGUCCAUACCCGCUGGGACGACCGUAGGGAUGGCCCACUCUAUCCUGCAUUUGAAUCCAGAUAUAUUCCCGAAUCCGCACAUCUUCAAGCCUGAGAGAUGGCUGCAAGCAGACAGCCAGAGGAUCGAUAAGUACUUCGUCGCUUUCGGUAGAGGACCACGAAGUUGCAUUGGAAUACACCUUGCCUGGUCUAUUUUGUACCUUUCUGUUGCAAACAUUUUCCGACGAUUAGAUCUGUUCCCUACCUCCAUGGAUGACUUGCACUCUUCAUUCCGGAUCAAAGACGAAUUUGUCUCAGUCUAUGAGGGGAAACCUAUUCAUAUACAUGCUGAAGCCAAGAAAAACUGA